AUGAAAGCUACUACCUUCACUUUAUUAUUAUCUAUUGCUACUGCCAUUAACGCUGCUGCUUUUGAAGAUUCAAGACUCAAAGCUUUAUUUGCUAGAGAUGCUGAAAUUAGUUUUGGUGCUACCCUUAGUGCCGAAAUCUCUCAUGGAUUUGGUCAUCAUCAUGGUCAUACUGCUGAUUUAAGUUCCGAAAUUGGCGGUGGAUCUUCAUCUUCAAGUGUUUCUGAAAGUACUGUUGAAGAAUUGAGUACUACCACUACUACUGAAUCUGUUUCUGCUUCUGUUUCUGCUUCUGUUUCUGCUUCUGUUUCUGCUUCCGUUUCAGUUUCUUCUUCCGCUGAAGAAACUUCUACUGAAGCUACUGAAAGUGCUGAAACUACUGAUAGUUUUGAAACCACCGAUAGUGCUGAGACUACUGAUAUUGUUGAAACUACUGACAGUGUUGAUACCAAUACUACCGAUAUUUCCACUACUGAUGAAACCACUGAAGAAACUACUGACGCCACUGAUAGUGUUGAAACUACUUUUGAAUCUGUUUCUAACACAGAAGAUUUAUCAUCAUCAUCAUCAUCCAUUAUUACCGAUUCAUCAGAAUCAACUAUUGAAGAAACUCCUUUGAUUACUGAUACUAGUGUUCCUUCUUCUUUGUCAGAAGAAUAUUCUACUAGUGGUAGUAGUUCUGAAUGGAUUCAUACUACUACUGCUGCCACUUCCCAUAAUUCAAGUAAUUCUAAUUCUAACCAUAGUAAUGUUAGUAAUACUACUACUUCGGCCAAUUUUGCUAUUCAAUACGGUACUGAUUAUGGAGUUGCUGUUGUUGCUGCCAUUGUUGGAGCUUUAUUAAUUUAG
Candida albicans SC5314 is the source of this 846-nucleotide messenger RNA. RefSeq names its product Pga39p (gene PGA39). Bases 1 to 846 code for a protein of 281 amino acids. The transcript has a single exon. The record is from RefSeq and is a predicted model, not a curated record. NCBI's taxonomy places the organism in Eukaryota, Fungi, Ascomycota, Pichiomycetes, Serinales, Debaryomycetaceae.